Closterium sp. NIES-67 is the source of this 435-nucleotide messenger RNA. The record is from the annotation of a GenBank genome assembly. NCBI's taxonomy places the organism in Eukaryota, Viridiplantae, Streptophyta, Zygnematophyceae, Desmidiales, Closteriaceae.
ACCCAAGCCUGAUGGAGCGUUUCUUCUUCUUCAUGUCAACAUAUGAGCAGCAGCAACCAUCAGCACCUGCGCAGUCAGUUAACAGCAACAACAACAACAACAACAACAACAACAACAACAACAACAACAACAACAACAACAACAACAACAACAACAACAACAACAACAACAACAACAACAACAACAACAACAACAACAACAACAACAACAACAACAACAACAACAACAACAACAACAACAACAACAACAACAACAACAACAACAACAACAACAACAACAACAACAACAACGUCAGAAGCAUCAACAACAAUGCUGAGUUGCCUUCUGGCAGCAGCACAUGCAUGCUGCAGGACAGCGAAAGAUGCACUUCAGCUACAAGCUCAGUUUGCGAACGUCCUCAAGCCAGUUGAUGGCGAAAGAGAUUCACCUUGAAUG